AAGGAGGUUCUAAACUUUGCGCGUUCCAUCUUGACCAGACUUCGCCCUAAUAGCUCAUGUGAACAAAACACUCAGAUCUAAACCCUAGACCUCCCCAGUUCUCCUAAACCCUAAUUCUUCGUCCGGUUCGUUCGCAUGUAUUGUAGCUCAAAAUGUCUUCGUCGGAGAUCGAGGUUGUGUCAUUGGACGCAAAAGCCCAGCAUAACAGUAGCGAGAUGGCUGUGUACGACGUGUUUACCGCCUCCGCAUAUGGCGAUUUUGAGAAAUUGAGGAAGCUCGUCGAAGAAGACGGAGCCUCUCUCUGUCAACCCGAUUUGAAUGGGUAUUAUGCUCUCCAAUGGGCCGCUCUCAACAACUUCCCCGAUGUCGUGCAGUACAUCAUUGAGCAUGGGGGCGAUGUCAAUGAAACUGACAACAUGCAACAGACGGCUCUGCAUUGGGCGGCGGUUCGGGGAGCCAUUGGUGUUGCAGAUGUGCUCUUGCAGAAUGGAGCCAGGGUUGAGGCAGUUGAUGUCAAUGGGUAUAGGGCAGUUCAUGUUGCCGCUCAAUAUGGGCAGACAGCUUUCUUGAACCACAUUGUUGCAAAGUAUCAAGCUGAUUUUGAUGCACCUGAUAACGAGGGGAGGAGCCCUCUUCACUGGGCUGCAUAUAAAGGAUUUACAGAUACAGUUAGAUUGCUUCUAUUUAGAGAUGCAUGCCAAGGGAGACAAGAUAAAGAAGGUUGUACCCCUUUGCACUGGGCUGCAAUAAGAGGAAAUGUGGAGGCAUGCACUGUGCUUGUACAUGCUGGCACGAAACAGGAGCUAAUGGUGAAAGAUAAUGCUGGAUUUACUCCUGUUCAGCUUGCAUCUGAUAAAGGUCAUCGGCAUGUUGCAGGUUUCCUUUCUAAUGCACAGUGGGCUCACAGCAACCAUUGGGUAGACAAACUUUGCUGUGGAAAGAUGGCAGAUAUAGGAUAUGCUCCCAUUCUUUUCAGUAUUAUAAUAAUUCUCUUGGUUCUCUUCAUCAACACAGUUCUUGCAGCUCCUAACCUUACAAAGGUUACUGCUGUUGUCGGACUUUGGGGAUGGACUACUGUUUCUCUGGCAGUUGGUUCACUUAUUAUGUUCUACAGGUGUAGUAGUAAAGAUCCAGGUUAUGUAAAAAGGCAGGGAGAUGUGGGUAGUCAUAAAGAUACAGAGGGUCUUUUGUUGAAUAUUGAUCUGGAAGGUUCCCCUAUAUGGACCGGUAAUUGGUCUCAACUAUGCCCUACUUGCAAGAUAAUAAGACCGGUUCGAUCAAAGCAUUGCCCCACAUGUAAGCGAUGUGUGGAACAGUUUGACCAUCACUGCCCAUGGAUAUCUAAUUGUGUGGGAAAGAGGAACAAGCGGGACUUUUUUGUUUUUAUCUGCUUGGCAGCUUUGACAUCAUUCCUUGCUGCGGCAAUUGCCAUUCAAAGGAUUUGGACAUCAAUACCUGCCUUGCCAACGGAAGAAACAUGGAUUCAUCAUGUGGUAUUUCAGAAUCCUGGCGUUGUUGCAUUUUUGCUCAUGGACAUUAUUGUUUUGCUCGCCGCUACCAUCUUAACUACGUCACAGGCCUCGCAGAUAGCUCGAAAUAUCACCACCAAUGAACUAGCGAAUGCCAUUCGUUACGGAUAUCUCCGUGGUCCAGAUGGGCGAUUUCAUAAUCCGUAUAACCAUGGAUGCCAAAAGAAUUGUGCAGAUUUUCUUAUUCAGGGCUACACAGAUGAUAAUGAAAUUGCUUGGCGUCCAUUACAGCAGGUUGAUAGGUAAGAGUAAUUUCCACGAUGUGCAGGUUCACAGCAAAGCUUGGCGUCUGGUUUUCUCCCUACUGUCCUUCGUCCGCUAGCUGCAUACAUGUUCCGUCACAGGUCCCAUAAUUGUUACACAUAAACCCUUGAUCAUCUAGGGAUACAACAAUUCAAUUCAAUUCAUAGUUUCGCAUAUGUAUUAAUGUCUACUAUUAGAUAGAAAAGAAAAUUAAAGUUUUUU
Messenger RNA from Juglans microcarpa x Juglans regia, 1994 nucleotides. Its product is annotated as probable protein S-acyltransferase 23. The transcript is spliced from 14 exons. Gene Ontology annotation, biological process: protein palmitoylation. Gene Ontology annotation, cellular component: Golgi membrane. The record is from RefSeq and is a predicted model, not a curated record. NCBI's taxonomy places the organism in Eukaryota, Viridiplantae, Streptophyta, Magnoliopsida, Fagales, Juglandaceae. Gene Ontology annotation, molecular function: palmitoyltransferase activity; protein binding. The coding region runs from base 153 to 1775 and encodes 540 amino acids.